UUAUGGCUACUAGCCUACAGGCAGAGUCCAUUGUGAGACCGCAGGUCGAGAGGAUGCCAGCUCGAGUGUGCUGCUCGUUGAUUGCCGUUUUGUUGUGUCUCUCUGUAUACUUGAGCACAACAGAUGCCAGAGUACGUGUCACAGUAAAACGAACCGUUCAAUUGGAUAAAGAGUUGUUACCAGCAAAGCCAGGAGUAUGUCCUAUAAACAAUCUUCAAGUAGCAGUGUUAGGAAUGUGUGUCGAAUCGUGUUCCCAUGACAGUGACUGUCCAAACGAUGAGAAAUGCUGCAGCAAUGGAUGUGGACAUCAGUGUAUGCCUCCAUAUGCAGCAAAGCCAGGAGUAUGUCCUAUAAACAAUCUUCAAGUAGCAGUGUUAGGAAUGUGUGUCGAAUCGUGUUCCCAUGACAGUGACUGUCCAAACGAUGAGAAAUGCUGCAGCAAUGGAUGUGGACAUCAGUGUAUGCCUCCAUAUGCAGAAAAACCAGGAGUGUGUCCAAGGAGAGUCCUUGGAGUAGGAUUGUGUGCCAAGUUGUGUGCCCAUGACAUUGACUGUCCGAAAGAUGAGAAAUGCUGCAGCACUAUAUGUGGACGUGAAUGUACACCUCCAUAUAAAGUGAGGCCUGGUCUAUGUCUCAGACCGAUGUGCUGA
Molecule: messenger RNA, 650 nt
Organism: Sinocyclocheilus rhinocerous
Lineage: Eukaryota; Metazoa; Chordata; Actinopteri; Cypriniformes; Cyprinidae
Product: perlwapin-like
Exons: 7
Coding region: 3-650 (215 amino acids)
Biological process (GO): innate immune response; antibacterial humoral response
Cellular component (GO): extracellular region
Molecular function (GO): serine-type endopeptidase inhibitor activity
Source: RefSeq, a predicted model, not a curated record